UUCAUUUUGCGUUGGCGUUGGCGUUUUCAUUCAUAUUCAUUAAUCCAUUUUCAUUUUCUCACAAGUCACAACUAACGUAAAGUUGUUAUUACUUUUUAGAUAAACAAACAAUUAUCAAACUUUGUCGUUAACAAGAUAAAAUUCCUGAGAUAAACCAGUAAACGUAUUGUUUACUUCGUCUAGAAAAAAUCUCCAUUUCAAUCCAUUUUGGUAGGCACUUUACACAGAAGCUACCCGCGCAGUAUGUCUAACUCAGCACUAACAUCAGAGGCACAGCUGCGCUACAUGCUGCAGUGGUUUGGGGAGUUCAGUGAACUGCAAAGAGAGGACUUCCUGCCCAUCCUAGCUGCAGCGCAGUCUGGCAAACCUGACCAGCUGGCUGCUACCCUUGCCUCUAUGUCUUGUGAUGACAAGCCUGUCAGUCUGUUUCAAUGCAGGAUCAAACUAUUUAACGAAUGGUUCCCAACAUGGGCAGAAGAAGACAGAGAUAGACUAAUAACAGCCGUAACUGAAAUGGACCCUGACUUCGGCACCAAGUUACAAGACGCGCUCUCUAACCCCACAGUAGUCAACGGCGACGCAAGUUACAAGCUAGAAAAUGUGUCUAAUGAAGAGGAAGAGAAGAGUGAAGAGUUACAAGACACCAGAGCAGUGUCACAGGAGAAUGUAAAUGUGGAAAUUGCUGCUGCUUCCUAAAACGCACACAGUACAAUCUAUGCAUCAAAUGUAAGUUUUAUAUUACAGAAGUCUCAAUCCCACUUCUGAUGUUGAUCGAACUACAUUAUUAUUAGCAAGUUUUGAAUCGGAUCCUUUGAAAUUAUCCAAAAUGUACAAAUUUUUAAUCUCUGCCUCAAAAAGUAAAAAAAAACACUCACAAUUCCACUGAUGUCGAUCAAACAACAGUGAAAUGAGUCUUCUAAAAAAUGCACAAAACUUUCAAUCUGUGAAAUGUUUUUGAAUAAUAAAGCAAGUUCCAUUUUUUAUCCAACUUCUGAUAUUGGUAGGGAAGUUUCCAAAAUCGGCUGCUCGUGUCAUAAAUAAACGCUAACUAUAGUGAGCAAGUUUUGCGUAAGAUACUAGGUUAUAUUCGAGGCACUAAGGGCUGGUAUACAUUCGGCGUUUAAGCGAUUCUGCUAUUCGAGCAAUAUACACUAAUACCAACUGUAUUUAAUAAAAUACUUAUUUGGUAACAUAACAUUAUUAGAAUACGGCUUGUAAUUAGAACGCUAGCAAAAACGAAAAUUGAUGAUUACCGAUGUGAUAUCACAAAAAAAUCGCGGAAAAAAAUCUUGUGUUUUUUAUAAGUUUGCAAUAUAUUGGCAAUAAAACAUUUGGCUGACGCUAGAGGUCAACGAACGUUGUAUAGAUAGGUGCGCAGGGUAAUCCCGCGUCGUAAAUAGGGCACUGACUUCGAGUUUUGCACAUUGCGGGUUCGAAAAAUACCAAAUCACUAACACUACAACGAUAAAACAAAUGGUUGUUUGUAUUGGAUUGUGUUUAGGUACUAAGUUAGGAUCUAAGUUUUUGCUAAAUUAAACCCUGUAUAGGUAGUUUUGUGUUUGUGUGUUUUCAAUACUAAAAGCUUUUUUCUAUGUUAUCGUUUCCAAGAAAACAUUCUUUAGGAAACACUGCAACUACCUAAAACAGUAGAAAUAAUGUCCUUUGCAAAAAAAACGCCCAAUUUGCACUGGCCCUAAUAUUUAAAAGUAUUAUUACUAUUUAUUUUACAUUUUAUAGUAAAAUAUUUUUCAUACAUUUCUUGAGGCUUAUUUGCCUAUUUUUUAAAUAAUCAUAGAUGUGUUUAUAUUGGUACAUAGUGUACCUGAUUUAGAUCUUAUUAACUAUUAUUAUUAAAAUAAGUCAUACCGUCUCACUGACACGGCUCCUGAGGUAAGGCGUGGAUUGCGGGAGGGUGACAGUUGACGUAAAACUCAAGGAAUUCAAUAUCUCUGUCUCACUGCCACAACCUGCACCCUGUCCUACGAACCGUCUAGGUCAAACGGUAUGUCUGUAGUAUAAGGCAGAUUUUUUAAAAGUAUAUAGUAUUUUCUUUUAUAAAAAUUUCAAACAGUACAAGUAAUGGUUUUUAAUUUUUAUAAAUGAAGCUCACGUUUUAAGAGGGGUUGCUCCGUCACUCGCUCCAUAUAAACGUAGUUUAGCUUUCAUUUGUAUACUGACCUAUUAAACUCAAUGUGGAUAUUGUUAUGUUCGAGGAACCUACAUCUGAGGUUUCCAAAUUUCCAUUAAAAUAUUCAGUUUCAAAGUUACUUUAAACUAGUUGUUUGGUUUGGUUAAACUAGUUGAUUGGUUUAUAUUCAAAUUAGAACCAAAAUUGUAUGGAACGAGUGAAGAUUUCCCUGUUAAGGUUUAUUCUUUGUAUAACAUUCCAUAUUUUACACAAAGUAGGACUUGAAUCUCGAUUUAUAUACUAAAUAAAAUAUACAAGGUCUACGUGUAUAAACUUCCCUUAUAUCUAUACAUUCUAAGUUACAAUGUUACAUAAAGUAUGUAACAUUUAAAAUAAACUAAGUAGAUCACAAAUUAUUAUACCAUACCAAGAAUGUACUAACAAAUUUUAAAACUACUACCAAAAUAAUUUUACGCCAAUUUUAAUGUGUUUUCUAAAGUUUUAAUGUCUCAAAAUUGGUAGAUAAUUCAAUAUUAAUAUGAUGAAGUCAUUGAAUUACCUAAAUUAUCAUUUUUUCUGCCUACAAUCUUUAUAGUCGAUGAGUGGUGGUUUAAAUAUACUUCAGGUGUAUAUAAAAGUUUAUCAAAAUUUUUAUAUCAUGUAAAAUAAAAUUGUUCCAAAGAUGGAUGAAUAAAUGAAGUACAAAAAUAAUUUGUGCCAACGUACUAUUAUAUUUUUACUGAAUAAUCAAUUCCUAAAAAUACUGUAUAAAAAUUUGUAAUCCAUAGCUCAAUUGCUAGAACAUUCCAGCUUCUAUAUCCAAAGAGCUUUUGUAUUUUUAUUUUUUAAUAUUUUCUAUUUUUAGAGCCUUCCAGGAUCUGUAGAUAGACCUAUAAACAUAUUAAUAAAAAAACUUUUUUGAAAAAUGAUUUCUUUGACAGUUUGUCACUAGAAAAUUAUAGUGUUAUAUAAAUUAUAAAAUAUUUACAUGUAUUGAGCCAUCAAAAGUAUUUGAUGUCGUCUCUUAUACUAUAACUUUAUUACAUAACGGAUAAGGGUAAGAUCUCACUAGCGAUUUUUGUCGACGCGCGUCGCGACUUCAAUGUAAUUGUCAUUUUCAAACUAGGUAGCACUUCAAGAAUUCCUUUCUUAGUGAGGGUCUACGUUAUAGAGUUGUUGUAGAGGGUCUACGUUUUGUUAAAGUUUCCCAAGUUUCUAGACCUACAUACUGGUUUGAGCUGUGAUGUUGAUGCGUGAGAUGUCAGUCAGUCAGUAGUGCGAUAUGUCGCUAGUGUAAUCUUAUACUUUGGGAUGGUUCGAGUGAUAGAAAGGUGCUGGAGUUACGGUGCAUCCAGACUAUAUAACAGAUUGUGUUUUAAGUUAUAAUACUGUCUAUGUAUUAUAACAUUUUUCACUAUGUAUUGAACAUGUUUGUAUAACUUGUUAAGAAGUGUGAACUGUGAAUACAUAUUGUUCUAUAACAAUGUUACAUUAUCUGGAUGCACCUUAGGGUGAUCUAGAUUUAUAGAGCUAACUUUAACUUUGCUCAGACAGCGUUAUAUUGCUGACCUGAAACUUAGAGAGCAAAUUCAAAGUAGCUUUAUAGAUCUCGUCCUUAAUUAUUGUGAGUGAUGGAAGGAAUUUUUGGUAAUUUUGUCAAAUCAUAGAAAGUAAUAUAUUACUUCUUAGUA
Messenger RNA from Maniola jurtina (meadow brown), 3819 nucleotides. RefSeq lists its product as uncharacterized. The record is from RefSeq and is a predicted model, not a curated record. Bases 244 to 696 code for a protein of 150 amino acids. Lineage: Eukaryota; Metazoa; Arthropoda; Insecta; Lepidoptera; Nymphalidae. The transcript is spliced from 3 exons.